Molecule: messenger RNA, 1509 nt
Organism: Vanrija pseudolonga
Lineage: Eukaryota; Fungi; Basidiomycota; Tremellomycetes; Trichosporonales; Trichosporonaceae
Gene: ZUFSP
Product: Ubiquitin carboxyl-terminal hydrolase ZUFSP
Exons: 11
Coding region: 1-1509 (502 amino acids)
Source: RefSeq, a predicted model, not a curated record
AUGCCGACCUGCCCGGUAUGCGACCAGGUCAUUAACGCAGACGAUACUGCCUUCGAGCAUCAUGUCAACGCACACUUUGACGGGAGUGCCCAACCCGGCCAGCAGAACGGCACCGACGGCGGCAACUUCCUCCUGUCGCCGCCCCUGCCAUCAGACGACGAGGUAGAGUUCCUCGGGCAAAGCGCACCCGAGUCGCGCUGCUUCGUGUGCGCGACCGACCUCUCGUCCCUCAGCGAGACGGCGCGUAACGCGCACGUCAGCGACUGCCUAGACUCGGGAGGCGUGGAUGCAGCACCCCAGAGAGACCGGUUAAGCCAAGACUCGGACUUCUAUCUCGAAGACCCAGAUACGCCGAACGACAUCUCGCGGCAUGUGGGGAAGGGCAGGAGGCUCGACGGCCUGUGGAACGGGGCGGUGCUCGCGUCUCUCAAGCCUGGUCGGGACAGGGAGGCCAAGGGCGACGACUGGUGGGACCCAAUACGCGGCGGCGUGAAGCACGGCAACGUCCCCUCCAACUUCUCGCCAGGCCUCAUCCCUGUCCUCCGUGACAUGUUGCUCAAGGACGUGUCCAAGCGGCAGAUCCGAUCGGCCGUUCUGGCCUCUGGGGGCGUGCACAUCAAGAGCAACUGGACUUUUGAUGGCACCUGGGGGUGUGGCUAUCGCAACGCCGAGAUGGUCAUCUCGGCGCUCGUCUCUGAGCCGCCGUACCGCGAAGUCUUCCCCAACCCUGGCGUGAGGGCCAUUCAGUCGUGGAUCGAAGACGCGUGGCGCGCGGGUUACGACCCAGAAGGGCGGUUCCAGCUGCAGGACAAGCUCCUCGGCACGAGGAAGUGGAUUGGGACUUCUGAUCUCUAUGCCAUGUUCAGCGCAAGAGGUGUGAGGUGCACACUGUAUGACUUUGACAAACCUGGCGGCAACAACGGAUCCGACGAGCCAGCGUUUAAGCGUCUGCAGCGCUGGGUGAAGAACUACUUUGAUGGUGACGACGGUGUGGGGCUCCCCGGCUCCGUGCGCAUCUCGACCCAGCUGCCCGUGAUCCUGCAGCACUCGGGCCACUCGCGUUCUAUUGUGGGAUACGAAGAGACGGCCAAGGGCGACAUCAACCUCCUCAUCUUUGAUCCAGCCAAAACCAUCCCUAAGGACGUUCGAUCGGCCGGCAUCGAGCAAGUGCGCCAGUCUCGCAACGGGGUGUCGCGCAGCCCAACAGUGGUGCAGACGACGCUGUCGUCAGAGCCGGACACGAGGGCUAGGGAGGGUGACGAAGCAGCAGAGCUGAGCGAGGACGAUGAGGUUGGGCCUGGCGGCUGGGUACGCCGGCGCAAGCUGAGUCUGGGCAAGGGCAAGCAGGCGAGCAAUAGCACUCUUCCCUCGUCUCUGGGCGUGUUCCGUGUCAACAUGACCCGAUUCAGCUCGCACACCAAGUACCAGGUGCUUGCGUUUACUGGUGGUUCAUUGUUGACGCCAGAGGAGCGGCUGGCGCGCCAGACGCCGACUAGCACGAUAAGCUAG